Chilo suppressalis (striped riceborer) is the source of this 6996-nucleotide messenger RNA. NCBI's taxonomy places the organism in Eukaryota, Metazoa, Arthropoda, Insecta, Lepidoptera, Crambidae. The record is from the annotation of a GenBank genome assembly.
UGUCACUGUCACUGUGGCUGUCAGUUUUGUUGGGGUGUUUCGUGUUUUUAAACUUCGUUAGUUCGCUUAGAAAUUUUCGUAAACUUUUUACUAAAGGAUUCAUUUACAAAUAACAUGAUUUAAUAAUUGAUCAGUGGCAAGUGCAGCAAAUAAUAGCAUUAAAAUGGAGACUACACCUCUCAUAACGAGGCCUAAAAAGAAAUCCGUAUGGUCAAGAUUACGUGUUAUUAUUUCUAGGUUUUUAUUUUCUAAAUUUCAAAAACAAAAUCUGAGUCCGCGAGUUAUUUACCUGGGACAACUCCCAGAGGAAGAAUUUCCACAAAAUUAUGUUUGUAAUCAAAAAUAUAAUAUUAUCACAUUCUUACCAAUGGUCCUGUUUGAGCAAUUCCGCUUCUUUCUAAACAUGUAUUUCCUGGUGAUGGCAGUGAGUCAAUUCAUACCAAGUAUCCGAAUCGGAUAUCUCUAUACAUAUUGGGGACCAUUAUGCUUUGUAUUGGCAGUUACAUUGUUCAGAGAAGCAUUGGACGACUUCAGAAGAUAUAGACGAGAUAAGGAAGUAAACCGUCAGAUGUAUGAGCGUAUAGUCCUAGACACAUCUGUGGAUGGCUACAAACCAUUUGCGAUUGAGAAAGUACCAUCAUCGUCACUGCGUGUUGGUGAUAUUGUGAUGCUCCAUAAAGGUCAGCGUGUUCCAGCUGACAUGAUACUUUUGAGAACUAAUGAGACCAUGGGAACCGUUUUUAUUCGUACAGACCAGUUAGAUGGAGAAAUUGAUUGGAAAUUAAGAAUACCAUUGCCGUCCACACAGAAACUAUCGACUGACGCAAACUUGCUCGACAUCAACGCCAAGAUCCGCGUCGAGAAGCCGGUGAAAGACAUCCACUCGUUCUGUGGCACCUGCAUCAGAAUGGAUGAGGAGGUUUGCGACUCUCUCGAAAUAGAGAACACGUUGUGGAGUGGAUGCGUCGUUGCUUCCGGGCAACCCACUGGCCUCAUCAUAUACACAGGCAGUGAAACCCGCAGCGUGAUGAACAACGACACGCCGCGUUCUAAAGUAGGCCGUCUCGACUUGCAAGUGAACAACCUUACUAAAGUUCUGUUUGUGGCCACAAUGUUCACUUCUAUACUGCUCAUUGUGCUGAAAGGUUUCAACGGCCCUUGGUUCGGGUUCUUCUUCAGAUUCGUGCUGCUGUUCUCUUAUAUCAUACCCAUCAGCUUAAGAGUGAACCUGGAAAUGGGUAAGACGUUCUACUGCUGGAACAUACAACGGGACAAGAAAAUCGAAGGUACAGUGAUGCGAUCCACCACGAUACCUGAAGAGUUGGGCAGGAUCCAGUACUUACUGGCCGAUAAGACGGGCACUUUGACCAAGAACGAGAUGGUGUUCCAGAAACUACACCUGGGAAACGCUCUGUUCGACAAGAAUAACUUUUACGAGGUGGAAGCACUUUUAACGCAGUACGUGACGAACGACGGCCCUUCGCUGCCCACAUCGCCUAUAGGUGAAGGCAGCGGCAGUAUUUACGCCAUGUCGUCUAUGGGUGAAGGCAGCGGCAGUAUUGUGGCGGCCACACCGCGGCAGGUGUGGCAGUGCGUGCUGGCAGUAGCCUUAUGUCAUAAUGUUACGCCAGCAUAUGAAAUGGACGAGAGACCGAUCGAGGAAUCGUACUCAGAUAUGGCUAGUUCUGUGGUGUCGGAAAGCUGCGGUGGGGCGGUGCCUCAGCAGCAACUGUGCGACUACCAAGCCUCCAGCCCCGACGAGGUGGCGCUCGUCAAGUGGACCGAUAUGAUGGGCGUGUCGUUAUACAGGCGUGACUUGCACAACAUCUCUUUGAAGUUGCGAGCCGCCAACGAGAUCAUGCAAUUCAAGAUUCUUCAAAUAUUCCCGUUCACCAGCGAGAGCAAAAUGAUGGGUAUCAUUGUCCAGGAGGAGAACACACAAGUGAUCACGUACUACGUAAAAGGCGCGGACGUGGCGCUGGCGAGGUUGUUAGAUUCGCCGUGGCUGAAUACAGAGUGCCAGAAACUGGCCGCCGAUGGGCUGCGGACACUGGUCGUCGCCAUGAAGACAUUAACCAAGAACGAGUACCUGGAGUUUGAGAGUGAGUACAAAGAAGCCCGACUGAGCGUUCAGAAUCGCAACGAGAAGACGAUGGCCGCUCUAAGCAAGCUGCAGUGCGGACUCACUCUACUUGGGGUCACGGGCGUGGAGGACAGACUAGCUGAUAAUGUACCCGAGACUUUAGCCAAACUACGCACUGCUGGGGUCAAGAUCUGGAUGCUGACGGGCGACAAGUUAGAGACGGCACUAUGCAUCGCCCGCUCCCUCCACUUGGGCGGUGGCGGCAGUUGGUUCACGGCGCCGUCGUGCCGCACGAGACGCGACGCGCACGCGUUACUGCAGGCGCUGCCGCAGCUCGCCGCCGGCACCGACCUCAUCGUGGAGGGGGACGCGCUGCAGAUGUGCCUCCAACUGGAUGAAGACGCGAUGGUGUCAGUAUUACGCGCGUGCAGCGGCGUAGUAGUCGCGCGCUGCUCGCCCACGCAGAAGGCGCAAGUGGCGCGGCUGCUGCGGGCGCGGGACCUCGUGGUAGCGGCCGUGGGGGACGGAGGGAACGAUGUGGCCAUGAUACAGGAGGCCGAUAUUGGUGUGGGCAUAGAAGGCGCGGAGGGCAAGGCGGCCACGCUGGCGGGGGACGUGAGCGUGCGUUCGUUCGCGAGCCUGGCUCGCCUGCUGCUGGUGCACGGGCGGCGCUCGUUCAUGCGCUCGGCCGCGCUCUGCCUGUUCAUCGUGCACCGCGGACUCAUUGUCUCCACCAUGCAGGCCGUGUUCUCCGUAGUGUUUUACUUCUCUUCAGUGUCCCUGUACCCUGGAUUUCUCAUGGUCGGCUAUGGAACUGUUUACACCGUGUUGCCUGUAUUCUCUUUGGUGCUCGACAAGGAUAUAUCAAGUGCAACUGCCCUUCGGUAUCCGCAACUGUAUAAGCAGCUGACGAAUGGCAGGCAGCUCUCAUACAAGACGUUUUAUAUCUGGACUGGCAUAUCAAUUUAUCAAGGUGGCGUGAUAAUGUACGGCGCGCUGGUGCUAUUCGAAGAUCAGCUGAUCCACAUCGUGGAGAUCAGCUACACAGCGCUCAUACUCACGGAGCUGAUCAUGGUGGCGCUCACCGUGGCCACGUGGCACCGCCUCAUGGCCGCCGCUGAGCUAGUCAGUCUGCUCACCUACACUGCCACGCUGCUCAUAUUCACAUCGUACUUCGAUGCUGAUUUCUUAAAACAAUGGGACUUCUGGUGGAAAGUAACGGUAAUAACUGUGGUAUCGUGCCUCCCCCUCUACAUCGUCAAGUAUAUGCACAGGAAAUGGAGCUUGCGUCAGUACAAAAACAUAAACACUCAACAGUGAACAGUGAUUCAUAUCGGCCGCACGUAUAUAUUCAUACAACGUUCCGCGAUCACAAUGUUGCGUGGAAUUAGCGUGUGCAGCGCUCUUUGUUUGUUUAAAAGUACAUAAAUUGGAUAAAUGUCUUAAAAACGUCAUGCAGAUUUACAAUUUCAUGCUGGAUAUCAAUACAUUAUGUAGGGUGACCGAUGUUUGAUACAUAGUUAAAUAUGACUAUGGUUAGAAUAUCUUAGUAAAAGUAGCCAUUUGUCAAAAUUUGGCACAUUUUACUAUAUAUUUGAAUAGAAUAGAAUAAUUCUUUAUUGCAAAACUGUUACAUUGACUUGAUAUAGUUGUUUUUAUUGUUGUCAAAGGACAUGGUAAAAUUUUGUAUGAGCGACUACCCUAGCAAUGUAUAAAUAUUGUAAUAAGUAAUAUUUAAUGCUGAAUGGCUGAAUGUUCAUAAUAGCUAUGAAAAAAGGCUCAGGAACUUUUGAUAAAGUCAUAAUCUUGAAAAUUAUGAGAACUCCUACUAUGUCAUAACCUUGCUACAUUUGAUAAAAGAUGUUGCCAAUUAUUUACAGAGCCAUCAAUUGCGCAUUUUCUUAGGAUCCUUCCUCCCAUUUCUCAAGUGUUUUAAUGCAAAAAUAAAUACAAAUAAUUUGUUGUCAUCGGCCUGACAGGAAGUCAGUGAAGUUUUAUUUUGGUCAUUUGCAAAAAUCAAAGAAUUAAUUAUCAUACAGCCUUGUCUCAAGCAUUAUCAGAAUAAAAAAAAAUGCUAUUUUAGGCUUUCAGUGAUUUGUUAUAAUAAAAAUUAUGGGCAAAUAUAUCAUAGUUUUAAAGAGAUUGGAAUUAAUAUUGUUUAUUUCGAUAAACUUAACAAAAAUUUUUGGCUACAUUUAUUGUUCAUUUAUUUUUGUAAAACGGAACAUUUUCCUUUUGAAACAGACAUGAAGUCAAUUUUCAUAAUUUUAAAUAUUUGAUUAUUUCACGAAAGUUAUAUGAUAAAAAUAAACAUGUGAUAAUUAAAAACAAAUAUAAUGUUACGGGAUAGUGCGAAAUAAUUAUACACGUUAAGGGCAGUUUCUUAGCCAUGUCCUUUAAGUUUAGGUUUAGAGAAAUUUCAUGCCAAAAUCGACACAUAGUCACAUUUUAACUUUAUAUCAACGGGCUCUUAUUUGUAGCCUUUAAAUAUUACAAUCAAACCAUAGAUGAUUGAAACCGACAUUGUCCAAUACAAGCAACAAAAGCCGUAUUAAUUAUGAAUUUUUGAUGCCAGACAAGUCCUGUUGUUAUAGCGAGACAGCACAUACGCGCAGUAGAGGGGCAGCUCGCUUUAAUAACUGUUUAUGUUUGGUGCUAAGGCAUCAUAAUAACAUUAUCUUCUAAUGUAUAAAAUUCUCGUGUCACGGUGUGCGUAAUUGAACUACUCCGAAACGGCUAGUCCGAUUUUCGUGAAAUUUUAUAUGCAUAUUCAGUAGGUCUGAGAAUCGGACAACAUCUAUUUUUCAUCCCCCUAAAUAUUAAGGCUGUUUUUUUUUCUUGGACAAUCUUUUUUGUUUUUAUUUUUUUAUGAUACAUCAUACAAAAAUACAUACAACUCUAAAUUUCACCCUUCUACCACCAACCCCUUUUUUAUGGCGGUAUGAAGUUCGCUGGUGUCCCAGUGCUAGCUGUCGCUAGUAAUUUAUAAUAAUUCGAAAAAAAAAAUAGGUUUAUUUACACCUUCCUCUAUAAAUUAAAGGCUUAUAAAUAUCUUCUUAAAAUUAGUUCAGAUUUCGGCCACGCGCCUCAAGACUUUGGUCGCACUGUACGAUAUAAUUUUAUUGAGAUAUAAAAUAGUGAACUGAACUGAACGUUGUCGUCUUUUCAAAAUAUUGUGUUCAGUUAAAUAAAAGUUAUUGCUUAUAUUUUUGUUGAAAAAAGAAAUGUUUAUUAUGUGUUCACUUUAUGACUCGACAUUAAACAUAGUAUUAUAAUAACGUUGACCUGUACCCCUAGCACGAACCAAUAUCGAAUUCGUAACAUUUUCGAGUCCGAAGUGUCAUUGUCAAAAGUGCACUGAUUUUUAGUUCGUACGUACUUUGUGGCGCUGCUGUUCAAGUUUUCAUACAAAAUUUGACAUUGACAUUUCGCACUCGCAAACUAUUCGAAUUCGAUAAUGGUUCGUGCUAGGGGUACAGAUAUCAUUUUCAUCAAUUAGUCCACAAAUCAUGUUAAAUAUUAUGGAAAUUGGAAGCUGCCUUUUUAAUAUCUACUUAAUGAUUAUUAAUAUAAGUAUAAAAAGUAUGAAUGGAGACAUCACGUACAAAAGGAAAGCAUUUUGUAAACAAUGGAUUUGUAAGAGAGUAGGUAGGUAGUUUAUAUAUAAUUUUAGUUUUAAAUACUUAUUAUAAUGUAGUUUAAGGAUAUAUUGUCUGUUUUUGUUGUGUUGAGUUUAUCUGAUAUCCGUAAUAUUAAAUCAUGUUUAAGGAGCAACUAUUUUUUUAUUAUUGUUUUUGUAAGAUAUAAAAAAAAAUACUGUGAUUUUCAAUGGGAGCUAGGAGUGGUACUCGUAAGUAUUGCACGGUGCACAUUCGCUGUGCACUUAGGAAAAUUGUAAUUCCGCUUUAUUACAUUUGUGCUAGACUGAAAUGUGUAUGAUUGAUUACAGGAAAAUGCGAUAUUCUUCGAGUACUCUAGAUAAAAAAAAAUCUUUAAUGCAUCGACCAAUUAAAAUUAAACGUAUUAUUUAUUCUAUUUACAUAACACUAAAAUCAUUUGCUUCGUCACUAGGUUCGUUUAUUUUAGUAAAGAAGUGUUCUGAUACAUCGAGACAAUAACAUGCGGGGUAAUUUGUUGCGUAAGGCAUAGCCCUAAUUAUUUUUUACUAAAUUGGCAUCGCAUGACUUAAAAUUAAUGCCAGACCAGCGGCGUAGCGUGGGUGUCGGCCGCCCGGGGCGAAAGACAAUUUUGCCGCCCUCUUAUUUAAAUGUUUGAAAUACUUUUAUUAUUUAUUGAAAAAUUGUGCCGCCCCCUAAGAAGUGCCGCCCCUGCCGACCCCACUACUCUACGCCACUGUUCCAGACCCUGCUUUAACUAGCUAUGGUCGCAUUUAAUAAGAUGGCUAACGGUACAUUGUCUUACCGAGACAGGGAUUUUGAAAUUUAGAAUUUUUGAAAACAGGGCCUCGAAUUGUCCAUUUUGCGUGAUGCCUUUCCGCACUCGAAUGUCGCUCUGUAUAAACCCACCCUUAGAUUAACACGGGGCAGUCACAUCAAAACUUUAUCCAUAGCUCGUGUCCACUACCAUCGUAAUCAAUUCAUCGUGUUUAUCAACAAUUCCAUAGUAUUAAGAGUCAUUUUCCAUAAGUUAGUUUUUACGAGGUACAAAAGUUUUAUAAAUGUGAUAUAUAUACUUAUUUUAAAUUAUACGAGCAUUAUUUAAUAGGUGUUUAUUUAAAAGACGUACCUGGGCUCGAGUUUCUAUUCAGGCAUAGCUCCACCGGCGCUGCACCUGUAUGGAAACUAAAGCUAAUCCGAUUACUAAAUGUGUCACAACAUCUGUAUUCUUAGAUGUGUUAUUUAUGUUAUAUAAUGACAGUUUUUGAAAAAGUAAAAAUAAACCAUUAUUAUGAA